AUGACUUGCCGUGGGAAGUGUCAGCGAGUGAAAACCGUUACUACGUCAGCUUCGAAGCGAAAGGUUGCCAAAUGGUCAAAAGUUUGUUCAAGGAUUACGUUACGGAAGCAUUAUUACAGGUGGAGGGGUCUACGAGCCCAUAGACCCCGUCUGGACUUUAUAGACCCCGAGCCGAAGGCGAGGGGUCUAUACAGACCAAAGGGAUCAAUGAGCACGCAGACCCACGAAACUACAGGCGGUAUCAAAAAGAAACCUCGUUACAAGUAUAUUUGGGACGCCAAGCAAGAAAAGGAAACCAAACUGGACGGCAGGCCUGUAUGUAACAAAAUUGGUGAUUGGUCCAUGUUUGGAGCUGGGGUGGCGACCAAGGAGAAGCGGGAGACGUGGAGGCAGAUUGCCAACGCCAUCAAUGCUUCCUCCACAAUCAGCCGGUCGGUAGAAAAAGUUGAAAUGAAAUGGCACAAUCUCCAAAUGAAGGGGAAUUCAGCUGUCAGACCACAGGUAAUUGAUGACAGAUCAUCAGAUCUGGACAUUCCGCAGACCUCCGCCAUUGGCUCCUGUGUAACUAGCACAACUGCAGCCUUGCCACCUCUUUAUUCAUCCAUCUGUAGUGGUACCACAUAUCCAGAUGAAAAAGCCAUGAGGCAGGAGAAGCUGGCGCUGGAAAGUUGCAAAACAAACUUCUUAAGUUAA
This is a messenger RNA of Mizuhopecten yessoensis (Yesso scallop), 693 nucleotides long. RefSeq lists its product as uncharacterized. The coding region runs from base 1 to 693 and encodes 230 amino acids. The transcript is spliced from 4 exons. Lineage: Eukaryota; Metazoa; Mollusca; Bivalvia; Pectinida; Pectinidae. The record is from RefSeq and is a predicted model, not a curated record.